This is a messenger RNA of Asterias rubens (European starfish), 3826 nucleotides long. Its product is annotated as peptidylprolyl isomerase domain and WD repeat-containing protein 1-like. Bases 56 to 1924 code for a protein of 622 amino acids. The record is from RefSeq and is a predicted model, not a curated record. Gene Ontology annotation, biological process: protein peptidyl-prolyl isomerization. Lineage: Eukaryota; Metazoa; Echinodermata; Asteroidea; Forcipulatida; Asteriidae. Gene Ontology annotation, molecular function: protein binding; peptidyl-prolyl cis-trans isomerase activity. The transcript is spliced from 16 exons.
ACGAGGAUGACAAAAAUACAUGCAGUGGGAAUCCAAACAGUAAUUUCGGCACAAGAUGGAAUCGCCAAAAGCAAAGGAAGUUUCAGGAGGAAAACGUCAAAUUGAGGAAGACGAAGGGGAAGAAGAAGAAUGGAUAGGGCCAAUGCCAGCUGAAGCAGUUAAAUCCAAGAAAAGGAAAUAUCUUGAGUUUGAAGACAUUUACUUGAGUAAUCUUCCAUCAGCCGAACUGUAUGAGAAAAGCUACAUGCAUAGGGACACUGUUACACAUGUAGCGGUCAGUAAGACAGAUUACAUUAUAACGGCAAGUUGUGACGGACAUGUUAAAUUCUGGAAGAAGCAGGAUCAAGGUAUCGAGUUUGUCAAGCACUUCAGGGCACAUCUUGGUAGAAUAGAGUGUAUAUCAGUGAGUGUUGAUGGAUCGUUACUUGCUACUGUUGCCGACGACAAAGCAAUAAAGAUAUUUGAUGUUGUCAAUUUUGAUAUGAUUAACAUGAUGAAGAUUGACUAUGAACCGGGCUGCUGUGAGUGGGUGUUUCGUUCCGGUGAUGCUAUCAGUGCUUUAGCUUGUUCUGAGAAGACAUCAGGCAACAUCCACAUUUACGAUGGACGGUCAAGUAAUAUUGCCAUUCACACUCUCAGCUCCUUACACAGCUGUCCAGUUAUUCUCAUGAAGUAUAAUCCAGUUUAUGAAGUGAUGGUAUCGGUAGACAAGCAAGGAAUGGUGGAAUACUGGACUGGACCAAAGAAAGAGUACAAGUUCCCAGUGCAAGUUUCCUUCAAGUACAAAACGGAUACAGAUUUAUAUGAGUUUGUAAAGUGUAAGACAGUUCCCAUGGGCCUGGCAUUUUCACCCAGUGGUAAAGUGUUUGCUGCUCUGGCUAAAGACAGAAAGGUGAGAGUCUUCAAAUUUUUAACGGGGAAACUCACGCGAGUUUUUGACGAGUCGCUGCAGACGUUUAGUGAGCUGCAGCAGAUGAGACAGCAGCUACCUGACAUGGAGUUUGGACGACGGAUGGCCGCGGAGAGGGACUUGCAGAAAUCAGAUGCUUUCUCACAUCCAAACAUAGUGUUUGAUGAAAGUGGUAACUUUGUUCUGUAUGCUACAAUGCUUGGGAUCAAAGUGCUAAAUCUACACACAAAUAAAUGCUCAAGAAUCUUAGGAAAGCCUGAGAACAUUCGCUUCAUGCAACUUGCUCUGUACCAGGGAUGUAAGAAACCAAGCAAGGCUGCCCUCUCUGUUGAAAUGCAGGCAUCAGAAAACCCAGCUCUAAUGAAAAUGACCUCCGACCCCACACUUGUCUGCUCUGCCUUCAAGAAAAACAGAUUUUACUUGUUCACGAUGCAUGAACCAGAUGAUGCAAAAAGUGCUGAUGCCGAGCGUGACGUUUUCAAUGAAAAGCCGUCCAAAGAGGAACAGAUGGCUGCAACACAGGGUUCAGUUUCUCAGAAGUUAUCCAACCAGGCCUGCAUACACACAUCGAUGGGAGAUAUCACAGUGCAGUUAUUUCCUACAGAGUGUCCAAAGACGGUUGAAAAUUUCUGUGUGCAUAGUCGAAAUGGCUACUACAAUGGUCACCUGAUUCAUCGAGUCAUCAAAGGAUUUAUGGUCCAGAUGGGAGAUCCACUAGGGAAUGGAACCGGUGGAGAGUCCAUCUGGGGAGGUGAAUUUGAAGACGAGUUUCACCCCAGGUUAAAACACAACCUGCCGUACACCCUCAGCAUGGCAAAUGCAGGGCCUGGUACAAACGGAUCACAGUUCUUUAUCACAGUCGUACCAUGUCCUUGGUUGGACAACAAGCACACAGUGUUUGGCCGGGUCAUCAAAGGGAUGGAAGUCACUCAGAAGGUCAGCGAAGUCAAGACAAGUCCAAAGACCGACAAACCAGUUGAUGAAAUCAAAAUAAUCAGCAUCAGUGUCAAGUAGUAAAACCCUCACGUUGAAAGUCCUUUAGUGUUCAGUAGUGGAUGACUAAAUGCCUUGUGACUAAAGACCCACAGCCAAACGCCUCUGAUAUUUGACAUCUUGAGUUGGUGACUGUUACCUUCUGGACGCUGUAAACAGUGGCUUGUGGCCUGUAGAUGUAGCCAUAGGCCUAAAUACAGUGGUGUGUGGCCUGUGAACAACAGCUUGUGAUAAGUGCCUUGUGACCUUUACUCAGUGGUUAGUGAUAUGCAAAGAGUGGCUGGCUGUAGGCAGUGGCUGGUUACAUGUGGACAGUAACUGAUCGGAUGUGGCUACAGCAGUACAAACUUUGUUAUUGCUCAACACAGGAUCACAGACACAGCUCUGAAAAGUCUAAUGUGAGAAACAGACUGGAUUGCCACAGACUGCACUGCCGUUUAAAAAAUGGUGAAAGAAAAGCAAAUACUUCAGUUGACAUUGGGUCAAAACGUUUUUAAAAACACAGCAGCUAGUCAAGUAAAAGACCAACAACAAAUUCCCUGGCGAGGACAUUGGGUUAUUCAAGAAUACUUGCGGAAUAAACUAUAAAUAAUUGUAAACUUGCAGGUACAACCAUGAAAUAAUUCUCUUUUGAGGAAGUGUUGGCUCUGAAAAAAAGCCGGGUUUGGUCUCCACUUGUAGUUGGUCAAGUUGCAAAAAUAAUACUGUAGAAGGAAUUAAUGAAAAAGUAAACAGCCUCGGUGAAAGACAAAAGAUCGCCAAAAGUGACAGAUCUUUUUGCUCCUUAGUCAUGAAAUAUUUAUGUUCCCGUGACAGAUUUGUUUUUCUGCAGAAAUUAAAGAUACACUGUUUUUCCAUGUUUGAAGGCAUCUUACUCUGUUUUAAUUUCCAAUAUAUAUUUUUUGUACUUUUUUUAAUUUACCGAGAGCAAGAAACAGUACUGUGAUGAGAAUGUACAGCACAAGGACACCUUUUUCCCCCUGAAAUCCAAGUCGCAUUUUCAGAACCCCUUGAGACAAUCCUGACUGGUCUCGGAUGUUUUAAAUGGCAUUUGGCUAGUGGAUCACUGCAGGGAUAACGCUGCAUUUUUGUGUGAGGCAAGGGUACCCUGAGUUGGGGAGCCACCCCCCCCCCUUCCCCACCCUGAGUAUUACCAUGGAGGAAUAACCAUGGUAUUACGGAGGGAGAAUAAUGUUGUUCCAAAAUUUCAACAGCGCCACCAACCGACUGGAGGUGUCUCGUUCUGAGGAUGAGUAGUGAAACUGUUCGAAACAACAAACCAAGAUUAUGUCAGUAUUGGCUGUGUUUCGUAGAAAACUCAUUUAAUAAUGUUGUUCAUUUUUAUUAUGAUGCGAAAUGGUGUUCAUAGUUGUCGUCACUGCAUACUUGGGAACUGACAAGAGUGUCAGCGGCUUUUACAAUGCAUCACAAAUCUCUCUGCCAGCUAUCCACAAUCAUGUACAUGUACACACUCUGUAUGUAAUGUAUGUCUAAAAUUACAUCACUGGGUCUUUCAACACAAAGCUGAAUAAAAAUUGUGGUGACCUUCUGACAAGUAAAUACUGUAUGGAUAUUGUGUUGUACCUUUACCUCCACAUUACGACUCUGCACAAAACGAAAGUGUAAGGCCGCCAGGGCUAAUCUGGGAUGUAUUAGUGUUGGGUUGCUUCGGAUGCCUCCAUGAAAGGUCACAAUUUCUAUCAGUUAAAAAAUAAUUAAACAGCUUAACAUGAAAAGUUACUUUUUGAGAAAGCAAGUAUGUCAUAAUUCACAUUCAUUCAAAGUAUAAGCUAAACUUUGGAAUAGAAACAAUGCCGGUAGGCCGUUUUGCCAUUCAAUGGCCUAGUUGGUCAUUGCGAGAGAAGGCUUAAAGGCAGUGGACACUAUUGGUAAUUAGGCCUACUAAAAAUAAUUAUUAUAAAA